Messenger RNA from Elgaria multicarinata webbii, 4265 nucleotides. RefSeq names its product KLF transcription factor 18 (gene KLF18). The record is from RefSeq and is a predicted model, not a curated record. Gene Ontology annotation, biological process: regulation of transcription by RNA polymerase II. Bases 118 to 1371 code for a protein of 417 amino acids. Gene Ontology annotation, molecular function: DNA-binding transcription factor activity, RNA polymerase II-specific; RNA polymerase II cis-regulatory region sequence-specific DNA binding. NCBI's taxonomy places the organism in Eukaryota, Metazoa, Chordata, Lepidosauria, Squamata, Anguidae. The transcript is spliced from 3 exons.
CAUCAAGAAACUUUUCCUGCUUUGGGAAGGAGUUCAGCGCUCGUUCAGUGCCUGGAGCGAAGCGGCCGGACUCCGGGGCAGUUUCCGAGCUCUUUUCCGCUCGAGCCGCCGCGCAAGAUGAGCGUCGCCGUGGAGGAAGCCGCCUUGCCGUCCAUCUCCACCUUUGCUGCCCUGGUGCCGCUGGAAGACCGGCAGCCCGAAAUGAGGCUUCUCCCGCCUAGCGCGGAAGGCGCCGCCGUCACCACCAUCAAGAGGGAAGCGGACGAGCUGGGCAACUUCGUCGACCUGGAGUUCAUCCUGGCGCACACGACCAACGGGCAGCCGCCCCAUGGGGUGGCGCCCCCGCCUCAUGCCAACCCCAACUACCCGCUGCCCGAGACUCCCGAGAGCUGCGGCACCACCUACGACAGCGAUAGCUCGGGCUAUCAGCCCCCCAACAAGUUCGGCGCGUCCUACCUGCCCAGCCCGGGCCACAGCUACGUGGCCGAGCUCUUCACGCAAGACCUGCAGCAGCACCCCCAGGCGCCCCCGGGGCCGGGCCACUGCGAGCUCCAGCGACGGGAAUACACGGAGCUGCGCGCCCCCGGCCUGGCCCACCCCGCCGCUGCCGGCCUCCCGCGGGGCCUGGCCUUGGAGCACAUGCGCGUCAAGCAGGAGCCCAUGGACGGGCACUCGUGCAUGCUGAGCAGCAGCCCCGAUUGCCUGGACCACAAGCCCCUGCUGAUGCAGUCCAUGAUCCACCAGCAGCAGUGCCUCCCGCAGCACGCGGCCAACUGCUUCCCCGGCGAGCAGAUAGGCCCGGGGCCCCAGUGCCAAGUGGCUGGCGGCGGCGGCGGCGGCGGCGACCUGAGCGCGCAGAUGGCAGCCGCCCAGCAUUACUCGCGGGGCCCCCACCUCUUUCCGGCCAACUUCGCCGCCGCCGGGCAGAUGCCGCCCCAGUUCCAUGGACACUUCAGCGUCUUCCGGGAACCCCUGAAGCCCGCCCAGGGCCUGCACGGGCUGCUCGUCACGCCGCCCAACUCGCCCGUCUUGGAUUACUACGCCCCGAUGGGGCCCCCGGAGGAGUGCAAGCCCAAGCGGGGCCGCCGCUCCUGGGCCCGCAAGCGCACGGCCACCCACAACUGCGAAUACGCCGGCUGCGGCAAGACCUACACCAAAAGCUCGCACCUCAAGGCGCACAUGCGGACCCACACGGGUGAGAAGCCUUACCACUGUAACUGGGAGGGCUGUGGCUGGAAAUUUGCACGGUCAGAUGAACUAACACGCCAUUACCGCAAGCACACUGGUAUCCGGCCUUUCCAGUGCCACCUGUGUGACCGUGCCUUCUCCCGAUCAGAUCACCUGGCUCUGCACAUGAAGAGGCAUGUGUGAAGGAUGGCUGGCUGGGUCCUUUGGGGGGGGGGGGAUGUGGAAGGGCUGAAAAGGAGAGGGAGGGGAGGGGAGGAUGCAAAGAGACUGAGAACUCUAUUUAUGAAGGGAUGGAAUAUUUUUCUUAUUGGAGUAGCUAAUUUAUGUAUAUAUUAGUGAAACAUUUUAAUAUUUAAAGAGGAAAGCCAUCUGGUUCUUCCAUAGCAAUAUGGAAAAGGUUUAUAUAUUUAAGAGCGAAUAGUUACACAAAUCUGGCUACUGCAGCAGUGGCCAGGGUAUAUGACAAAUUGCACUGGAAGAGCAUGGCGGGGGCAGUAUAAAUGUGGUAGUCUAUCUCUGCCAGUCCUGAUCCAAAUCUUCACUGUGCACACAGCCAUUGUACAGAUACUAUGUUGACUGUCUCAAGCUGUUUGUAAGAUUUUUAACUUUUGUAUGUUUUACUCUACACUGGUUCCCCCCCCCCAUUGUAAAAAGUGCUCUGUUUUCUCAGCCUUUAAAGUAGAAGUCCUUGAGAUGGGGACAAAUUAAACUUCAUGGAGAUUCUAGCCCCUUUUGUUCUUCCAAGGGGUUGUGCCAAAAUAAAAGUGCUAAAAAUGCUCAUACAGAAGGCUGUCUUGGCUUGCACUAAGUAUCAGUCCUUCUUACUUUUGAAACUUGGUCUCUGCGUCCCAUAUAAUAAACAGCUGGAAAAGAGCUUCAAAGACAAAUAUUUGAUGUUUCUUGACCUCUUAAAUUUGUUCAUGUUUUGCCAAAAUCUAUGACUGGCAUUUUUGUAUAACAUUUUUUAAAUAACGUUUUGUUUCAUCAGUCUGUUUGGACCAAUAGCAGCCUAUGAUAAUGUAACUCUUCCUAAAGCAAGUAAUGUCCACCAAUAAGUUUCCAAGCUGUCAGCAGUGAGUGUUUGGGAUAAUCUCAACAGACAACUCUGCCCCUCACCCCCGAAAAAAACUUUCACUUCUGGAAGAGGCUGGAAAAACCAAAAUAUAAACCCUAAACAAAGACAAAACUUCUGUUGGUAGGUUGCAUGAGCGGAAAAGUUUAGAGACCAAUGUCUGCAACCCAAUUCCAUGCACCCUUACUUAGAAGUACCCGGGAGUUAGCCCAACUGAACUGAAUAGGUCUUCUGAGUAGAUUGUACUGUAAUCACACUGAGUGGAAUGGGACUUGUGGCACAAUCCUGCACAUUCUACCCAGAAAUAAGUUCCAUUGAAUUCAGCGGGGUUUACUCCUAGAUAAACUGGUAUAGGAUUACAGCCCCAGACCCUACAGUAAGUGUGCUUAGGGUUGCAAUGUUAAAGCAUUUCUUUUUCUUGCUCAGGGAUGCUGCCAAACCAAGACCAAAAAAUAUUUGAUUAUUCUGCUUUAUUUGUCAUGAGACCUCAUAAUUGUAAGCAAAACUUUGGAAAAAGUUGCCUUAUGGAACUAAAAAAGAAACAAGUUGUAAUGUUUCAGUGCUGUCAACCAACCGAAGUUCUUGUGGGGUGCAAGCCUAUGCACGUUUUAUUGUAAGGGAGCAAGUCAUACUGACCUUUAUGGGAAGAAUGUUCAAAUAAGAGUGUGUGUAUAGGAUUGUAGCCUUGGCUAGCAGUGCAAUCCUGGGUGUGCUUACUGAGAAGUAAAUCCCACCAGGUCAAUGGGGCUUACUCACAGUGGAUGGGGUGGUGGCUGAACAGUUUUGGCUUUUAACAACUGACUAGAUGUACAUACAUCAGCUCAAUUUAAAUACCUCAGGGCGCUUUAUGAGAAUGUAACAUAUUUUUUAAGCAAUUUAUUGUCUAUGUCUAGGGGGGAAAUGUCAUUUUUACUAUUUCUCAACAAAUGUGUGAAGCAGGUAAUGCUCCAAGACUUUCAGAGGUUUAUGAAUUUAACUGGUGGUUAUUUUUGUUUUCUAUGACAACUGAAAGUUAUUGUUCUAUUCUUGUAAUCAGUUCGUGUUCUCUGAACUCUGUAUUCCUUUGCUCAAGCAAAGAUGUUUCUGGAGCACAAAAGUAGGCUAUUCCAAAAAGCUGGUGAUUUGGCUGAUGAAUGGAUACUUUUGAAAAUCUGUGACUAUGACUUUAAAUCAAUCCUUCCUCACAAACCAGUGCCCUCCAAAUGCACUGGACUACGGUUCCCCAUCAUGGUGGCUGGGUAUGAUGGGAGUUGUAGGACUUUUUCUGCACAUCCGGAGAGCACUGGAUUGUGGGAAGCUGCUUUAGAUAAUCUGUUGCAGUGAUGAAGAGUGCAAUCCUAUCCAUAUUUAGACAGAAAAAAGUCCUACAACUCCCAGCAUUCCCCAGCCUGCUGCCUCGGGAAUGCUGGGAAUUGUAGGACGUUUUCUUUCUAAACAUUCAUAGGAUUGCGCCCUAAAGUUACAGUUUAUGGACCUGACAUCUGAAGAGGGGUUUCGGAAUCCAUUCCAAUCUCCUAUGGCAAUGAUUUAUAUGGGUUGACUGAAAGUCUGUUAUGGACAUCUUUAUCUGUGGUUUCGAUGUCCCCCUCCAAAGGAUGACAAUUAAGCCAGGUACUGCUGCAGCUGCAUUUUUUUUUCUAGGCAGCUUUUGAGUUUUAUUUUUGUAAAGGGCAUUUUUGUCCAUUUCUGCUAUACUUGAAUCUUUCUUUCUAAGAAGAAAAGACUCUCUCAAUACGUAGCUUAUGCAAACAAGUUGUAAUUCUUUUUUAAAAUGCUGUAAAUGUGUCUUGGUGUUUUUUUUAAAAAAAAUAGCUUGGGUCUGUUUAGUAAAUGACCUCAGCUCUGGUAUGUGCAACUGCACCUGUCUGUAUAUAUUGUUAAUUAACAUUUUUUUGCUUGGGCCCAUCAGAUAUCUCCCAUCAGCAAAAUGUUAGUUUGCUCUAUAUGCAUACCUAGAGAUAUUGUUGAUCUGAUGUAAAACAAAUAAAAUACAAUACAAUAACAA